Molecule: messenger RNA, 198 nt
Organism: Brenthis ino (lesser marbled fritillary)
Lineage: Eukaryota; Metazoa; Arthropoda; Insecta; Lepidoptera; Nymphalidae
Source: the annotation of a GenBank genome assembly
AUGAAGAGAAAUACGAACAGGCAGCGUCUAGAACAUGCUUUCGAUGUGGCAGAAACCGAACUUGGCAUAGCCAAGCUUCUGGACGCUGAAAACGUAGAAGUAGAUAAGCCAGACGAAAUGUCCAUCGCGACUUAUGUGGCGCAGUUCCUGCACAAGUACCCUGAACCUAAGGUAAGAUCCAAGAUGAUAAUAUUGCAU